CGGGCGGCUCGCGGUGAUGACGUAAGCAGCGCGACGCAAAGGCGUCGGGGUCAGCGGGAUGGCGGCCGCCGCGGUUCUGACCCCGGCGCUGCGGGGCUCGUUGGGCCGGUACCGAGCGCUGAGGGGCCCUGCGGGUCGCUGUGGAAGGCGGCCUGUCCCCGCCCCGAGGCCCUGCAGCACGAGGCCGGCUCUGCACGGCGUCAACAAAGCCGUCAUCGAUCGCAUCAUCCGCGUGGACCACGCCGGGGAGUUCGGUGCCAACCGCAUCUAUGCCGGGCAGAUGGCCGUGCUGGGCAGGUCGGCAGCCGGGCCGCUCAUCCAGCAAAUGUGGAAUCAAGAAAAAGAACACCUGAAAAAGUUUAAUGAGUUAAUGGUUGCAUACAGAGUCCGACCUACUGUCUUAUUGCCUUUCUGGAAUGUAGCAGGCUUUGUUUUAGGGGCUGCAAGCUCUCUGCUUGGAAAGAAGGGUGCAAUGGCUUGCACAGUAGCAGUGGAAGAGAGCAUUUCAGACCACUAUAACAACCAGAUCCGAACUCUGAUGGAAGAAGAUCCAGAAAAGUACAAAGAACUGAUGCAGAUAAUAAAGCAAUGUCGGGAUGAUGAACUGGAGCACCAUGACGUUGGGCUUGAGCACGAUGCAGAGAGAGCACCGGCUUAUUCUGUAUUGAAGACGGUAAUACAGCUUGGAUGCAAAGCUGCAAUAUAUUUAUCAGAAAGAAUUUAGUGAUGUUUUCCAUAAUGCUUGCAGUAAUAAACUGUGAAACGAAAAUGUAUGGAAGACUAAGCUUAGUUUUUAUUCAGACUUUUAACAUUUUCUUAAUUGAGCAUGUUUUGACCACGUCUGCUUUUGUCACUUUGAGUACCUGCUCAAAAAAUCAACACUUGAGUCGUUUGGGCUGAAUGUGAACAAUGGCAGAAUUGGCAGAAACUGUUCACAAGGUGGCAGUAAAAUAUGUAUGUAUUGACAUACAGACUGUGGGUGUGUAUUACAUAGAUAUCUGCACACAUGAACACAGUACGUUUUCUAUUGCCUUCAAUUUUAUAUAUACUUGAAGUAAGUUGGAGCUUAUUAGCUCAUUUUAAAAUUGUCUGUAUUGAAUAAGUAGGAUAUUUUUAAAUUGCGUUUUCAGGGUAAGUAAAAUGAAGUGAGCACUUCUGUUCGCUCUGCCUCGAGCAGAGAUUGGUUAUUAUAAGAUUUUGUUUUAAGCUUUGCCAACUUAUUCAUUUAUUUUGUCUCAGUUCUUGAUUUUUUUUUGUCUUCCUUUGAUUCUGUUCUCUGUGUGCAGAGAAGUAAUGGCACUUAUGCAAGUCUGUUAUCUUGGUGAUUCCCAGUCAACUCUGGUCUGGCUCAGGCUGUGCUGCCUAAGGAAAAGGAGCCUGGUCAGACUGUUGUGCAAAGCAAUGAUGGUUCUGUGCAUUCAUCUGUGACCCUUCAAUCCCAGACACUGCCUGCAUGGCAGACGUGUGUAACCCUGCAGCAGCGUGCUCUGGCUGUGGUCAGCAUGUGUUGGUCACGAUGCCACAGCUGAGUGGGGCAAAGAUCCAGCCUGUGUCUGCAGUUGAUAUUAUGAUGCUGACAUACACUGAAUGGACGUUGUAGCACAAGUUAUGUAAAAUGGGGCUCAUAAGACUGUUUGGCAGAGAGCUAAAUCAUUGUCUGAGAUGAUAAAUAUUACUGGUACAAGACAAAUGUCAGACAUAAUGGGCUUGAGCUUUGUCUGGACUGAAUCUGUGUGGCUCACUUGAUUGGGGAGAUGGAUUGCAUCUGGUACAGCUUGUUGGCAUGUGUGUGGGGAGUUGUGAGCCAGUGCUGGGUAAUGGAAUCAGCAGGUCAUUGGAACAGGUUUGGUGGUAACAAAUCUCUAAAACUACAUUAGAAGGAAGAUUUUAGAAGAACAGAAAGAAUUUCUUAGCAGUGUGAUUGUGUUAAUCAAAGAUGAGUUUAUUCCAUAUUAAUAAAACAUCCAAUUACCAUGAA
Coturnix japonica (Japanese quail) is the source of this 1978-nucleotide messenger RNA. RefSeq names its product coenzyme Q7, hydroxylase (gene COQ7). Lineage: Eukaryota; Metazoa; Chordata; Aves; Galliformes; Phasianidae. Gene Ontology annotation, biological process: ubiquinone biosynthetic process; determination of adult lifespan; regulation of gene expression. Gene Ontology annotation, molecular function: 3-demethoxyubiquinol 3-hydroxylase activity. The record is from RefSeq and is a predicted model, not a curated record. Gene Ontology annotation, cellular component: mitochondrial inner membrane; nucleus.